Molecule: messenger RNA, 1074 nt
Organism: Drepanopeziza brunnea f. sp. 'multigermtubi' MB_m1
Lineage: Eukaryota; Fungi; Ascomycota; Leotiomycetes; Helotiales; Drepanopezizaceae
Source: RefSeq, a predicted model, not a curated record
AUGCAAUACCUCCGCCAGAUGACCUCGCGGGAAAUCCGAGAGGCCUUGUCCAUCCGGGGCAUGGACACCACGGGCACCAGGCCGGUCAUAACAGCUAGGCUUCAAGCCAAGCUUUUGGAGGACGACAAGCAAUACCCACCCGUGCAGGAGGAGAUGCGCCGUGUGGUUACUGUUGAGGCCGCGCUGGUCAAUGGCCAGCGCGACUUUGAUACCUUGACUCUCCGUGUUCCCGUUGUCGGUAGCUCCUUCGACGACUAUGCUAUCGUUCUCAAUGAGAAACGCACCAACAUCGAUUACAAGAGAGACAUAAUCAACUUCCCUAGCGGUGUCGGUCCCAUGUUCCAAGCCAUGGACCGUGAUCUUUUGCAGUUCAACAAGAUCGAAAGCAUCAUGGUGGAAGAUAUCUCGUUUGCCGACUUCGUCCUGGAAGAUAGGGUUGAGGCCCGUUACCGCGACCUCCUUUCCGAGCUCUUCAAAUCCCUUACCAAUCUCAAGGAGAUUAUUGUAUUUACUGAAGGACGCCCUCGGACUCACGAUGAAGCAUAUGGUGAAUUUAGCAAGUCGUACCGUGGCUACUCCAUCGAUGACCUGGAUGCCCAGGACCAUCUGUCCGAGGACCCGGUUCACUGGAUCGUCAAGUACUUUGCAAAGGAUGUGUACACGGUGAUGCCCGGGGGAACCUGUGGGACGGAUCUGGAUGUCCUUCUGGACAGCUACGCUCAAGAGACCGGUACGGAGGAGCUGCACAAAGAUGUCCAAAGUACCGGCCCGGCGACAGUGCAAAUACUAACAUUGGCCCUUAGGGAUGCAGAUGCUAAGGCUGGCGAGGCUAUCAUGCCGGACUCAGCAGCUCUUCGCACAGAAAAUCUAAGAGGACCUGUUGGCUUUGCCUUGCGCUUUGCAGACUGCAUCACAGUAGAUCCAUACAAGGCCGAAUACAUGCCAUGUCCUGCUGGGAGUUGGUGUUACGGCAAUGGAAAGAAUGAGCUAUUUCGUGGCCUGGACGAGUCCAUAUCGAAGGCGGGUUGCGGCGACGAGCAUGGGGAAUCUAUGGGUUUAGGGAAGCGGCAGUAG